UCUCACAAAGCACAGAGGAUAUAUAUUUAUAUAUAUAUACUACUAAGGGUGGGGAGGUCACCCAUGGGAAGGAUUUACCUGGGACUCGCCGCCGCAAGUUGCACCUUGUAAAGAUGGGCUUCCCUUUCUCCAUCCUUAUCAUCCAGAUGUUACUUUGGACUCUCUUGCUUGUUGCUGACUGGUGCUCAGGACUCCAUGCUGAAUCCAUCUUAACACCCGGCCUACCCAUUACUAGUGUGUCUCUGAACGAUGAUGAGGAGGGGGUCAUGUCUUCUUCAAAAAAACACCCAGGAGAAUCCUGUGACUUUAAGACUCAUUGUCCUUGGAUAUCAUCUUCAAGUAUGGAUGGCAAACCACACUGGGUGCAAAUAGUAUUCGGGGAAUUAACACCACAACAACAGGAACGUCUAUUAGAGGACAAGCCUACAGCCGGAAAACUUGAUGAUGGGAUCCUUUAUCUGAACACAAGUCAGAUACAGUCACAAGAAGCUUGUGUUUUGUCACAACUGCGAAGUCCCUUGUAUCCCAAAAGUUCUAGAAUCUGUCAGCUGGAUUUGUCCCUGUAUUCCACAGAAGAGUCCGCAGCGCAAACUUUAAUGGUUACUAUGCAUGAGAAGAAUCACAGUGUAACAUUACCACCACUCAAGGAUAUAGCGCUUGGCAACAGGUCCCACUGGAAGCUGUUGAGCACGAAUAUUGGUGAAAUAGACGGACCCUUUCACAUCACUCUGAGUUACACCUAUUGCACUCAGAAGGCCGAGAGCUUCAUAAUUCUGAACAGUGUCCGCCUGAGAAACUGCUUUGAUGAUCACGAAGAAGAUUUAUCUACAUGUCCAUGGGAUUCAUCGUUCCGUUGCGAUAAUGGGGAAUGUAUUGGUCAAGUACAGGUGUGUGACUUUCAGACGGACUGCUCAAGAGGAGAUGAUGAGGGAUCAGUAUGUGAGAAAAUUCUUCCCCAAGGUGCCCACUGCACCUUUGAGAAAGGAACGUGCGGAUGGACUGUAAACGUCACCGGGGGUCAACAAUGGAAACACACAAGCUCCGGCCAGAUAAAUCGUGGAGACAAUGUACACCUGGGGGAUAUUGAAGGUAACUUCCUCUACCUAUUAGUUGAUACUGGGCAUAAUGAUAGCUUUGCAAGUGUUCACAGUGACAGUCUACCCCCCGUGGUUGCUGAAAAAGCCUGUCAGUUCACAUUCAAGUUUCUAGUCUAUGGAAACUUCAAUGGGUCCCUAGCAGUGUUUGCCCACGAAGAAAACACUAUGAAAAGCUCGAAGUUAUGGCAAGUGGAAGGAACACACAGUGCCUGGUCUACAGCUACGGUGACGAUUCCCCAGUAUAAUAACAGAUUUCAUGUCCAGUUACUGGCUACAUGGGGCUGGAAUUCAUUGUCACAUAUGAUCGUUGAUAAUGUCACCUUCUCUGCUGACUGCUUUCAUUCCGGAAGAAUAGAAAUUAGUUCUGAAGAACAAGAUGGAUCACACGAGAUAGAUCCUUGGGAAGAUGACAUCCUGAGCCCUCUGUCAGAACCUAUGUACACAGAGGAUGAGGAAGAAAUAUUUUGGAUAUUUUCCUCAUGUGGCGCCAGAGGACCUAUUGGUCCAACACAGACACAAUGUAACAACGCAUACCGCAACAAAAACAUUUCCGUGGUUGUUGGAAAAGAUGGUCCUCUCAAAGGAGUCCAGAUGUGGAAAGUUCCGUUUACCAAAGUGUACACAAUAUCUGCCUAUGGAGCAGCAGGAGGUAAAGGAGCCAAAAACCACAACAAGCGUUAUCAUGGCAUCUUCAUGUCUGGCGUGUUUCACCUAGAGAAAGAUGAGCUUCUCUAUAUCCUAGUCGGCCAGCAAGGCGAAGAUGCGUGUCCUGGGAAUAAUAAGACCCAAGAAAUAUGCAUGGGAGAGUCCUCCAUCAUUGAGGAUGAAUACGGAGAGAAGAAAACCCUCUCAGAAUGGGCUGGAGGAGGAGGUGGUGGUGGGGGAGCUACUUACAUAUUCAAGGAAGUAAAUGGUGUGUUCAUACCAUUAUUGGUGGGGGCAGGAGGAGGGGGUAAAGCAUACUUAGAAGAUCCAUAUGAUUCUUCAGACUUUGAACAACUGGAGACAUAUGAAAGGAAUAUGGCGGUUCCUGGGCUGAAUGGACAGAGUGGAGCAGCAGGUGGGGGCGGUGGCUGGAAUGACAUUACUCAACUACUGUGGGCUGGGAAAUCUCUUAUUGAAGGGGCAGAAGGAGGACAGUCAUGCUACAAGGCAAGAGCCAGCCUUCAGUGGGACACCCAUGGAGGUUUUGGUGGUGGAGGAGGACCAUGUACUUCUGGAGGUGGAGGAGGAGGCUACAAAGGAGGAGACGCUUCCCAGCUGGAUGAUAUUUCUGCUGAUGGCCAGGAUGGCGUUUCAUUCAUAAAUCCAUCUGGAGAAAUGUUUCUCCAGCCUUUGGCCGCGAUGGAGAAUGACGGGGAAGUGCGGAUCGAGAUGUUUUUGAACUGCAGCCACUGCAAAUCUGGAAACUGCAAGAAAGAUGCUGAGCGGAGGGUUGUGUGUCUUUGCGAGCACGGCACCAUGCUGGGCAGCGACAAUGUCACGUGUAUAGGACCCAAAGGACCCAUUCCAGAGAGACAGCUCUCGCUCCCACUAAUUUUAGCCGUUCUUAUUGCAACAGUCAUUCUAGGUGUAAUCUUUGCCUGUGGAAGCCUGUCAUUUGUUUACCACCGGAAGAAGAAGCAGCUAGAAGGAGCCCGGGUGCGACUACAAAGCACAGAGUAUAAACUAAGUAAAAUCCGCAGUUCCAUUAUCAUGACUGACUACAACCCUAACUACUGCUUUGCUGGGAAGGGAGCUGGUUUAAGUGAAUUAAAGGAAGUUCCCCGGAAGAAUAUCACCUUGCUCAGAGCUCUUGGUCAUGGUGCCUUUGGUGAAGUUUAUGAAGGACUAGUGGUUGGCAUUUCUGGUGACCCCAAUCCUCUACAAGUAGCUAUUAAGACUCUACCAGAAAUCUGCUCGGAGCAGGAUGAAAUGGACUUUCUUAUGGAGGCCCUUAUAAUCAGUAAAUUCAGUCACCAGAAUAUCGUGCGCUGUAUUGGAGUAAGUCUGCAGACCCUGCCCCGCUUCAUCCUGCUGGAGCUAAUGUCUGGUGGGGACAUGAAAACUUUUCUCCGGCAAAACCGGCCACUGGUGAACCAACUAACAUCUUUAACAAUGACAGACCUGCUGAAUAUGGCCAGAGAUAUUGCCUGUGGAUGCAAAUACCUAGAGGACAACCAUUUCAUUCACAGGGAUAUUGCCGCCAGAAAUUGUCUUCUGACCUUCUCCGGCACUGGACGUGUGGCCAAAAUAGGUGACUUUGGAAUGGCUCGAGACAUUUACCGUGCAAGCUAUUACCGUAAAGGAGGGAGGGCUAUGUUGCCUGUAAAGUGGAUGCCCCCUGAGGCUUUCCUGGAGGGAAUCUUCACUUCUAAGACGGAUACCUGGUCUUUUGGUGUGUUGCUUUGGGAGAUCUUCUCAUUAGGUUACAUGCCAUACCCAUGCAAAACUAACCAAGAGGUACUAGAGUUUGUCACAAGCGGUGGACGCAUGGAUCCCCCAAAGAACUGUCCUGGACCAGUCUAUCGAAUAAUGACACAGUGCUGGCAGCACACACCGGAUCACCGGCCUAACUUCUCUACCAUCCUGGAGAGAAUAAUCUACUGCACGCAGGAUCCUGAUGUCAUUAACACCGAGCUCCCUGUGGAGAGCGGCCCACCUCCAGAAGAUGAAGGAAGUACAAUAAUGCGACCAAGCAGCUGUAAUGGGAUGACACCCUUAGUGGGCAACACAUCUCUUCCUCCUUUGUUGGACACACAGACCACGGAAAACAAGUUGGGUGAUCUUCCUCAGGAAUUACUGGUUGAAAACCUAGUGGGCUGGAAUAUCUCACAUCCAGGCUUACCGUGUGUUACAGAAGCCCCAGAAAGUUCAUGGGUCCAACCAAACCCAAACCCAACAACAGAGACAAAAUCCCAAAUGACCCACAAACUAAAGAACAAAUCUAAAAAUCUUUGGAACCCAACCUAUGGUUCGUGGGUAAUGGAAAGCACUUGCUGACUUUUUAACAUCC
This is a messenger RNA of Hyla sarda, 4092 nucleotides long. It is a transcript of the gene LTK, whose product is annotated as leukocyte receptor tyrosine kinase. The transcript has 29 exons. The coding region runs from base 114 to 4079 and encodes 1321 amino acids. The record is from RefSeq and is a predicted model, not a curated record. Gene Ontology annotation, biological process: protein phosphorylation; regulation of cell population proliferation; regulation of neuron differentiation. Gene Ontology annotation, cellular component: membrane; signaling receptor complex. Gene Ontology annotation, molecular function: protein binding; transmembrane receptor protein tyrosine kinase activity; ATP binding. NCBI's taxonomy places the organism in Eukaryota, Metazoa, Chordata, Amphibia, Anura, Hylidae.